Orcinus orca (killer whale) is the source of this 4585-nucleotide messenger RNA. RefSeq names its product opioid related nociceptin receptor 1 (gene OPRL1). Bases 1389 to 2909 code for a protein of 506 amino acids. Gene Ontology annotation, molecular function: nociceptin receptor activity; neuropeptide binding. The record is from RefSeq and is a predicted model, not a curated record. Gene Ontology annotation, cellular component: neuron projection; membrane. Lineage: Eukaryota; Metazoa; Chordata; Mammalia; Artiodactyla; Delphinidae. The transcript is spliced from 4 exons. Gene Ontology annotation, biological process: neuropeptide signaling pathway; sensory perception of pain.
CGGGCAGGUGGGCCCAGGCAGUGGGGGUGGGAGGGGCUGAGGUUGGCUGCUCAGACCUCGGGGAGCCCAGGUCGGGGAGACUGCAGGAGGGCGAGCCCCUGGGGUUCCUGCCCUGCUGGGGCUCCCAAGGUCAAUGGGAUGGGGCUUCGAGCUUUGCCUGGAGAAUGUGGUGCACGUGUGUCCCCCGGGCGUCUGAGGCUUUGCUCUGCCUCUUCUCCCGCGUCUACCUUGUGCCUCACGUGCACCCUAGUGUGGGUUUGCGUGGGUGUGGCCCAUGCGUCUGUGGGUCCCUUCGAGUGUCUGUGCGUCCUCUGAGCACGUACCCACGUCUGUUUGUUUACCUGUGUGCCUACUUGGGCAUCUUUGUGUGUGUUUUUGUGAGUCUUUGUGUCCUGAGUGCCUCUGCGGAUGUGCCCCAUGUCUCCACACGUGUCCCUGGGUCGACUGCAGUGAAGAUGCAGAGAUAAGUCCUGGGGGACAGCCUGGGAUGCUGAGCCCUAGGGUAUUUGCCUGCUCUGUCCUCUCCUGAUUCGCCAGGUAUCCUAGCGACGCUGCUGCCAGUCGCCUAGCAACCAGGUCCCCAUCCUUGGAGACAGAUGCUCCAAGCAGGGGCUGGGCUGUGUGGGCAGAGCCCGGGCAGGAAGAACGACCCCUUGACUGGGUGGGGCCGGCAGUUCAGCUCAGGGUCACCCACGAGGCAUGUGCCCCCAGGGAUGGGCAGGAGGCAGCUCCAUGUUGUGCCGUGUGGGUGCUGGGGGCCCAGGCUGUGAGGCAGUGAUGUUCAGAUGUUGUUCAGGGACCCAUCCGCUGAAGCAGAGGCGCCCUUGCUGGGUCUUCAGGUGGCAGACAGACCUGGCUCUGAACGCUGUCUCUGCCCCUUUGACAGGUGGCCUCACGCUGCUGAGGUGCCCUUGUUGGCACGGAGGUGCUGCCGAGGCCCACAGUCAGGGGUGGUGGGGGUGGACAGGCUUGGCACCCAGGAGGCACGUGGGGCGCGCUGGACCGUCCAGACACCCUGCUUGCUUAUGAGGCUCUGAUCUGCUCAGGGCUGGCUGCGCAGGGCCCCAGCCACCCAACCGGCGGCCCCUGUGGCUCAGCUGCCCUGGGAUCCCAGCUGAGGGGCGCUGUUCUGGGCAUGGAACUCCGGCUGGGGCAGGUCUGAGUCCGUCCAAGGCCCUGCUUCUGAGUGAGAUGCGGCUUCACGUCUGUCUCUGUCUUGUGUGUGUCUCUCCGAGUCUCCGUUCCAUGUCUUUGUGUGUUUCUGCAUGUCCUUUGUGUCUGUUCUUGUGUGUUUGUCCCUGUGUCUCCAUGUGUCUGUCCCUGAGUCCCUGUGCGUCCUUGUGUGUGUGUGUGUGUGUGUGUGUGUCCGUCCACGUGUCUGAGUUCUCAUGUGCACCUCUAUCCCUGUGUCCAUGUGUUCGAGCCUGUCUCCGUCUGGGCUCUGUGGGUCCAAGCCUCUCUGUUGUUCAUCUCUAAGGGUGCACCCUGGUCCUUGCCUCUGUCCCCGUCCAGCCUGGGGCCCCCUCCUCCAUCCUGCACGGCCCCGCCCCCCUGGAGCCGCAGCCUGCUCCCCUCCCCCAGCUCCGUGCACCAGGCUGCUGCGUCUGGUCUGGCGUCUGAGAAGGAAAAGGAGCAGCUGCCACCGUGCGGCAGCCGCGGCGCCGUCCAGACCCAGAGCUGAGUCGGGCCGGCGCUCCCAGCCCUGCUCUGCCGCAGGCCGAGGGUUAGGGCCUCCGGGGUCCCAGCUCCCACGGAGGUCACCGAGGUACCGUGGGGCUUUGCGUGCAGGGCGGGGCAUGGAGUCCCUCUUCCCUGCCCCGUUCUGGGAAGUCCUCUACGGCGGCCACCUGCAGGGCAACCUGUCUCUCCUGAGCCCCAACCACAGCCUGCUGCCCCCGCACCUGAUGCUCAAUGCCAGCCACGGCGCCUUCCUGCCCCUCGGGCUCAAGGUCACCAUCGUGGGGCUCUACCUGGCUGUGUGCGUCGGGGGGCUGCUGGGGAACUGUCUCGUCAUGUAUGUCAUCCUCAGACACACCAAGAUGAAGACAGCUACCAACAUUUACAUCUUUAACUUGGCCCUGGCGGACACUCUGGUGCUGCUGACCCUGCCCUUCCAGGGCACAGAUGUCCUCCUGGGCUUCUGGCCAUUUGGGAACGCCCUGUGCAAGACGGUCAUCGCCAUUGACUAUUACAACAUGUUCACCAGCACCUUCACGCUGACUGCCAUGAGCGUGGACCGCUACAUAGCCAUCUGCCACCCCAUCCGUGCCCUUGACGUCCGGACAUCCAGCAAGGCCCAGGCUGUCAAUGUGGCCAUCUGGGCCCUGGCCUCUGUUGUCGGCGUUCCCGUUGCCAUCAUGGGCUCGGCACAGGUUGAGGAUGAAGAGAUUGAGUGCCUGGUGGAGAUCCCCACCCCGCAGGACUACUGGGGCCCCGUGUUUGCCAUCUGCAUCUUCCUCUUCUCCUUCAUCAUGCCUGUGCUCAUCAUCUCCGUCUGCUACAGCCUGAUGAUCCGGCGGCUGCGAGGCGUCCGCCUGCUCUCAGGCUCCCGCGAGAAGGACCGGAACCUGCGGCGCAUCACGCGUCUGGUGCUGGUGGUGGUGGCUGUGUUCGUGGGCUGCUGGACGCCCGUGCAGGUCUUCGUGCUGGUCCAGGGGCUGGGCGUGCAGCCGGGCAGUGAGACUGUGGUGGCCAUUCUGCGUUUCUGCACGGCCCUCGGCUACGUCAACAGCUGCCUCAACCCCAUCCUCUACGCCUUCCUGGACGAGAACUUCAAGGCCUGCUUCCGCAAGUUCUGCUGUGCGCCCACCCUGCGCCGGGAGAUGCAGGUGUCAGACCGCGUGCGCAGCAUCGCCAAGGAUGUGGCUCAUGCUCGCAAGACCUCUGAGAUGGUGCCACGGCCGGCAUGACUAGGCGUGGACCUGCCCAUGGUGCCUGUCAGCCCGCAGAGCCCAUCCACACCAAACACGGAGCUCACGCAGGUCACCGCUCUCUAGGCAGACGUGCAGCUGCGCAUCACCAGCCUCCACGGGCCACCCUGUGGCCUUGGAGGGUCUGGUGACAUCACGGGACGGGUCAGAGCAUUAGGGCUGCCCUCCUAGUGGAGGGCGGGGAGGGGGUGCAGGACUCACUGGUGAGCAUGCCCGGCACUGCCAAGCUUCAUGGACCGUCCUGGCCUCUCCCCUGCUGCAUCCGUCUCCGGGUGGGCACACAGCCGGAAGCGUGACAGCGGCUGUACAGUCCCACGUGCCCUCGUGCUGUGUGCUGUCUGCAUGGACCCUUGCAGUGUCUCCUCUGGGCAGCUGGAUGGGCCUGGCGCCGCCUGGAGAGUCCAGUGGGCAUCCCUGGGCAGUGGGACUCGCCCUGAGAGUGGAACUCCUUAGGAGGCUUCUCAGCAAGCCUGUUCCCUCCAGGACACGUGAACUGUUGCGCCGCAGACGUGGCCGUUCAGGUUUGCGAGGCGGUCAGGAGGACCGCCGCAGGCCACCCUGUCAUUUGUGAAGCAGCCCCACGUGCCUGGCCUCAGCUGUGGGGUGGGGAGGGCUCUGUGGUGCUCUGUCUGGGUUGCCUGGGCCCCCCUCGGGCUGUCCCUCGAAGCCCUCCUUUCAGACUCCAUCAGAGGUCAGCGGCUGUGCAGCUGUCAGGACCGUGUGUCCUGCUUGGGUCCUGGUGGCCUUGGAAGGAUGCCAGCUGGGACAGGUUCGGCCCUGCACCCCCAGUGACUGAUGCCCUGCUUCAUUUCAAGCCCCCAGUUAUCUGUGGGGGAAGCCUGAGCUUCCCAGUCAGAGGCGGCUUCGUAUGCAGAGUUGGAAGGAGAGCUGGGGCUGGCAGACCUGCUUGAGGGAGGCUGCAAGGACCAUCUGAGCCGUGGGGACCCUGCCCGCUGUGACCAUCCAGAGAAGUACCCUCCCAGUUUGCAGAUGGAGGCUGCAGCUCGGUGACUUGGCCAGCGUUCUCCCUGCAGACAAGCUGCUGAAACAUCUGCAGUGGUAGAGCUGCCUCUACCUGCUAGCUGGCCAGGUGAGCUGAGGCACCUGGAAAGAGGAGGAGGUGCUGACUCUGGACUGGCCUCUCCUGCUUUGGGGACCCUGGCCUUGUGUGGUCGUCCUUGGGGAGGAUGGGGCUCUGUCCAUGCUGCCAGCAGCGGGAGGCUCUGAGGACCGGAGCCACUAUGGCUGCAGCAUUUUUGUGCCAAGGCUGAAAGACAUGUGCAUUUGUGGUGGUGUAACAUGUGUCUCCAUGUAUCUAUGCAUGUGGACAGUGUGAUUUCCCCUGCACGUAACCAGCCCUGAACUGUCUCCAGGGGCCGUGACGGAGGGUCAGAAUAACCCCCUGCACGCUGGUCAGGGCGCUCUGCUUGCAACAGGUGUUUCUGACUCUUUGGGGGGCCGUUGGGGUAAAUUCUCUGGGAUUAGCACGUGGGGUGUAGGUAGAUCCGUCCUCCAACCUGCCCUGUGCUCUCCACCUGGCUCUGUGCUUGGCAGACUGUCCCACUGUGGGAAGGGGUCGACUAGUUCAUGACGUGCCGGGGGCCUGUCUUCUUUGCUUCAGCACAAAGUUUCUCCCCAAACAAUCAAGCACUGCA